AUGCCGCGCGGCUUCCUCGUCAAGCGCAGCCGGCGCCCCGGCGGCUCCUACCGGGCGCGCCCGCGGGAGCGGGACCCGGACCGGGACCCGCCGCCCGCCCCGCCGCCGCCCCCGCCGCCCGCCGCCGGGGGCAGCCCCGCCGCCAGGCAGGCGACGGAGGAGGAGGAGGAGGGCGCGGAGGAGGAGGGCGCCGCCGCCGCCGCCGCCGCCUGCCCCGCGACGUGGCCCCCCGGCGGCGGCGGCGGCGGGGGCCCCGGGCUCGCCCCGCCGGAGGGGCCGGCCGCCUGGGGGCCGGCGGGGCCCUGCAGCGCCGCGGGGCCGCGGGCCGCUCUCUUCGAGCGGUGCCUCAGCUCCCCCGCCUCCGCCGAGUCCUUCCCGCUGGCCGCCGCCUUCCCGCCCGCCGAGAAGCUGCUGCUGCAGCCCCGCACGCCGCUGCCCGCCCCGCCGCCGCCGCCGCCGCCGGUGCCCGCGCUGAAGCGGCCGUCGCGGGCCAAGGCGCCGGCCAAGAAGGCCAAGGCCACGCGGAAGCUGAGCUUCGCCGACGAGGUGACCACCUCGCCCGUGCUGGGGCUGCGCAUCAAGGAGGAGGGGCCCGAGGGCCGGCCGGGGCCGCCGGCGGGGCGCACGCCGCUGGGCGAGUUCAUCUGCCAGCUGUGCAAGGAGCAGUACGCGGACCCGCUGGCGCUGGCCCAGCACCGCUGCUCCCGCAUCGUGCGCGUCGAGUACCGCUGCCCCGAGUGCCACAAGAUCUUCAGCUGCCCCGCCAACCUGGCCUCGCACCGCCGCUGGCACAAGCCGCGGCCCAGCCCCAGCGCCGACGGCUCCGCCGCCCCGCCGGGCAAGGAGAACAGCCCCGAGCGGCGGCCCCGCGGCCCCGCCGCGCCCCCGCCCCAGCCGCCGCCGCCGCCGCCGCCGCCGCCCCGUCAGCACCGCGGCGGCGCGGACAGCGCCGGCGGCGCCCCGGCCCCCCCCCGCUCCGCGCCCGGCGGCGCUCCCGCUCCCGCUCCCGGCCCCGGCGGGGAGGCGUUCGCCUGCCCCUGCUGCCAGAAGCGGUUCCGGCGGCAGGCCUACCUCCGCAAGCACCUGGGCACCCACGGGGCGGCGCGGCCCGUCGCCUACGGCCCGCCGGAGCGCGGGCAGCUCGCCUUCGCCUGCCACCUCUGCGGCGCCCGCUUCCCCUCGGCGGACAUCAGGGACAAGCACCGGCUGUGGCACGCCGUGCGGGAGGAGCUGCUGCUGCCGCCGCCGGCCGGCUCCCCCGAGGGCGGCGCGGCGGGCGGCGAGCGGCAGGGCUUCCCCUGCAAGCACUGCCCCGCCACCUUCUUCAGCGCGCCCGGGCUGGCGCGGCACGCCAGCAAGUGCCACCCGCCGGAGAGCAGGCAGGUCCUGCUGCUCCAGGUGCCCGUCCGGCCGGGCUGUUAG
This is a messenger RNA of Gavia stellata (red-throated loon), 1422 nucleotides long. It is a transcript of the gene INSM2, whose product is annotated as INSM transcriptional repressor 2. Lineage: Eukaryota; Metazoa; Chordata; Aves; Gaviiformes; Gaviidae. Gene Ontology annotation, biological process: negative regulation of transcription by RNA polymerase II; regulation of cell cycle process; neuron differentiation. Gene Ontology annotation, cellular component: nucleus; transcription repressor complex. Gene Ontology annotation, molecular function: DNA-binding transcription repressor activity, RNA polymerase II-specific; RNA polymerase II cis-regulatory region sequence-specific DNA binding. The record is from RefSeq and is a predicted model, not a curated record.